This is a messenger RNA of Parnassius mnemosyne (clouded apollo), 300 nucleotides long. The record is from the annotation of a GenBank genome assembly. Lineage: Eukaryota; Metazoa; Arthropoda; Insecta; Lepidoptera; Papilionidae.
AUGUUCAAUAACAGGCACUGGGUAUUCCGACAAGAUUCGGCGCCAGCUCAAAGAGCGAAGAGCACACAAGACUGGCUGGCGGCGCGUGAAAUCGACUUCAUCCGGCACGAAGACUGGCUCUCCUCCAGUCCAGAUUUGAAUCCGUUAGAUUACAAGAUAUGGCAACACUUGGAGGAAAAGGCGUGCUCAAAGCUUCAUCUCAAUUUGGAGUCACUCAAGACAUCCUUGAUUAUGGCAGCCACCGAUAUUGACAUGGACCUCGUUCGUGCUGCGAUAGACGACUGGACUCGCAGAUUGUAG